Molecule: messenger RNA, 2331 nt
Organism: Ictalurus furcatus (blue catfish)
Lineage: Eukaryota; Metazoa; Chordata; Actinopteri; Siluriformes; Ictaluridae
Gene: tp53
Product: tumor protein p53
Exons: 11
Coding region: 259-1443 (394 amino acids)
Biological process (GO): protein tetramerization; apoptotic process; regulation of transcription by RNA polymerase II
Cellular component (GO): nucleus
Molecular function (GO): RNA polymerase II cis-regulatory region sequence-specific DNA binding; DNA-binding transcription factor activity, RNA polymerase II-specific
Source: RefSeq, a predicted model, not a curated record
GCCCACUGUUUGAGGAAACUGUUCUUCACGUUGUCGUUGUGUACUGUAGUGAGAGACAACUGUAGAAAGCUGUGUAAAGCUCUAGAGUCACAUAGCGCUCAAUGAAUCUUUCCUCCAGACUUCUUCUGUGACUAAACGCAGAACUCUAAAGCGGUUUCUCUCUGGGAGUCAAAGCUCACUGGGAGGCGAGUUCCCAUCGCCUCUGUUUUUCCAGUGACGCUUUCUGAACGUGCAUGCCUGCAGUUUCCGGGAUCAGCCAUGAGUGAGCUGGAGAUGACCCUCCCCUUGAGCCAGGACAACUUCGAGCAGCUCUGGAGUGAUGUGGGCUCUAACAUGGGUUUGAAUCACCUGCUUGCAGAGCUGCCAAGAGCAGACAGUGAUGCCUGGCUCACUGCUGCCUUGCCCGAUGGCACCUUCAAUGAGAACUUUGAUGACCUUGAACUCUCUGAGGCCCCUGAGAGCACUGACAUAGCUGCUGUAAUGUCUCCGGCCCUGGACAGCCUGCCCCCUCCAGCUGCAGUGGUACCUUCCACUAGUGACUAUCCUGGAGAAUAUGGCUUCCAGCUCCACUUCAACCAGUCCAGCACAACCAAGUCUGUUACCUCUACGUAUUCCAAAACUCUGAAUAAACUGUAUUGCCAGCUGGCCAAGACGUGCCCGGUUGAUGUCUUGCUGACAAAAGUUCCUCCUCAGGGAGCAGUGCUCAGGGCCACCCCCAUUUAUAAGAAACCUGAGCAUGUGUCGGAGGUGGUGGUGCGCUGCCCUCAUCACCAAAAUAUCGCUGAGAAUAAUGAAGGCGUGGCUCAUCGCAGCCAUCUUAUCCGUGUAGAGGGGAGUCAGAGGGCUCAGUAUCUAGAGGACCCCAAUACGAAGAGGCAGAGUGUUACCAUUCCCUAUGAGGCUCCUCAGCUGGGGUCAGAGGGCACCACCGUUUUGCUGAAUUUUAUGUGCAACAGCAGCUGUAUGGGAGGCAUGAACCGCAGGCCCAUUCUUACCAUAAUGACUCUUGAAACACAUGAUGGGCAGGUUUUAGGUCGACGUUGUUUCGAGGCCCGUGUGUGCGCCUGCCCUGGCCGUGACCGCAAGACCGAAGAGGAAAAUCCAAACAAAAAAUCUUUGAAGACCGCCACAAGAAUUAAGAGAAAGUCUCCAGGCAUGGAAUCUCAGGUCACUCCUAAUGCUGAAUCAAGUAAAAAGAUCAAGAUUGACUCCAGUUCUGAGGAGGAAAUCUAUAUUUUGCAAAUUCGUGGGAGAGACCGAUUCAAUAUGCUAAAAACAAUUAAUGACAGUUUGGAAUUAAUGGACAUAAUGCCUGCUGCAGAUAAAGACAAAUACAGACAGAAAUGUACCUUCAAGAACUUGAAAAAGUGUGGAAAGGGCCCUCAACAGCUAAGCCAUGGGAAAAGGCUCCUUCAGAAAGAUGAGAAGACCGACACUGACUAAAAUGAGUUGUUCUGUUUUAUAUUAAUUUUUUGUUGUUGUGGGGGGGGGGGGGGGGUUGUUUGUUUUUUUUUUUUUUUUUUUUUAAAUUUUAUAAAUACCUUUUUCUGUUCAGCGUAUUCACUGCCUUAUUGAAACUUAGAGAUGGGUGACAAAUUAAAAGAAUAAACAGCCAGCCUAAACAGCUUCAGUGUGUGUUGGUAAAGAUUCUAUAGGUCUCUUGGAACUGUACUAGAGCAACAGAUCACCAUUUCCCCAAAAUAAAUUGGUGGGGUUUUUUUAGAUUGUGGUAUUGAUUUAGUGACCCUUCACUCUCAAAGGACAGGUGGACCAUAAGGCCACAAAAAAGCCUUCACCCCAUAACAGAGCUGCAGUUUUCCCCUUGAAUUUGUCACCUGUCUGUGCUGUAAGCUUUCCUAGAUUUUAUCAGUGCUCCAUUUUGUUCCUACAUUUUGAUGAAAAUACUUUGUGAUUGGUAAAAUGGAUUAAAAUUGCAGUAAUGGAGAAGCUUUUAUCAUUAAUGCUUUGCUAUAGGUGAUCAUGUGCUAAUUGUCAGUUCUCUAAGGUCAGUUUUUGAAGUGGGCAGAUGUUCGAGUAUUUUCCUAUGUUCAUCUAGUUUUUUUUAAAUUUACUCUAGACAUUCCAGAUAUAUUUUUUACAUGACAAACCAGUUUUUGUUAUUCUGAUGUUUACGAAGAACUGCUUUUUUCUUUUCUUUUUUUUCUUCCUUUUUUACUGUAGGCACACUUCCUUGUUUAGUGAUAAGUACAAGUUAAGCCACGUUUAUGUUCACAUACGCAAAUCUUCACAGCAGAUCAUUUGACUGUACUUUUUAUAUUUUUGCUAUAUGAAAAUUGAAUAUCAAGAAAGCAAAUAAACCAAUAAAAAGAC